This is a messenger RNA of Lineus longissimus, 2113 nucleotides long. Its product is annotated as NADH-ubiquinone oxidoreductase 49 kDa subunit-like. Gene Ontology annotation, molecular function: NAD binding; quinone binding; oxidoreductase activity, acting on NAD(P)H. Gene Ontology annotation, biological process: mitochondrial electron transport, NADH to ubiquinone. The coding region runs from base 6 to 1403 and encodes 465 amino acids. The record is from RefSeq and is a predicted model, not a curated record. The transcript is spliced from 11 exons. Lineage: Eukaryota; Metazoa; Nemertea; Pilidiophora; Heteronemertea; Lineidae.
GAAAGAUGGCUUCCGCUCUUGGUUGUUUACGAAAUUUGGCACCUUCGGCGGCCAAAUUGCUCCAGAAAACGGCAUACAAUCAUGCACCCGCGUUGUAUUUCGCAAGGGGUGCUGCCAAGUGGAAUCCAGAUGCUGAGUUCUUUGAGCAGUUCAGUUCACCAGUGUUGUUCAAGGAGGGAGUUGCAGCCCAGAUGAAGAACAGGCCACUCAAUGAUCGAGCAGAAGUCAUUGAAAAACAGGUUCGAAACAUCACACUGAACUUUGGACCACAGCAUCCGGCUGCUCACGGCGUAUUGAGGCUGGUUUUGACACUAGAUGGUGAGACUGUUGUGCGAGCUGACCCUCACAUCGGCCUCCUUCACCGAGGAACAGAGAAACUGAUUGAAUACAAGACAUAUCUCCAAGCCUUGCCUUACUUUGAUCGUCUUGACUACUGCUCGAUGAUGUGUAAUGAACAAGCAUAUGCACUCGCUGUGGAAAAGUUAUUGAAUAUAGAGAUCCCUGAGAGAGCAAAGUGGAUUAGAACCCUGUUUGGUGAAAUCACUCGCUUGUUGAAUCACGUCAUGGGAAUAGGAUGCCACGCCCUCGAUGUGGGGGCCAUGACACCAUUUUUCUGGCUUUUUGAGGAACGAGAAAAGCUGUGUGAAUUCUACGAACGUGUGUCUGGAGCACGUAUGCACGCUGCGUACGUUAGGCCAGGGGGAGUGUCGCUGGACCUGCCACUUGGUCUAAUGGACGACAUCUACGAGUGGUGCUCCAAGUUCGGCCAGCGUAUCGACGAGGUGGAUGACCUCCUCACUCCCAACCGUAUUUGGAAGCAGAGGUGUAUCGAUAUUGGUGUGAUCUCAGCCGAGGAAGCCCUCAAUUAUGGGUUUAGCGGUGUGAUGCUGCGAGGGUCUGGUAUCCAGUGGGACAUCAGGAAGUCCGCGCCGUACGAUGCUUAUGAUAAAGUGGAGUUUGACGUGCCCAUCGGAAGGAAGGGUGAUUGCUACGACAGGUAUCUCUGCCGCAUGGAGGAGAUGCGACAAUCUCUGCAUAUCAUCCAUCAGUGUUUGAACAAGAUGCCACAAGGUGAAGUCAGGAUUGAUGACAACAAGGUCUCACCACCCAGGAGAGCUGAGAUGAAGGACUCGAUGGAAUCACUCAUCCACCACUUCAAGCUCUACUCUGAGGGCUACACCGUGCCGCCUGGAACCACCUAUACCGCCAUCGAGGCGCCCAAGGGCGAGUUUGGUGUAUACCUCAUCGCGGACGGAGGCAACAAACCUUAUCGCUGCAAGAUCAAGGCCCCCGGAUUUGCACAUUUGGCUGGUCUCCACAAGUUGUCUAAGGGACACAUGUUGGCUGAUGUUGUCGCUAUCAUCGGUACCCUUGAUAUCGUGUUUGGAGAGGUGGAUCGAUAAAGUGUCUGACAUCAGGAAAUGACAUGACCUGGCUGUAAAGAACGAUGAUUAAACUUAUUUUUGUAAAUACACAGACAUUAUCGGACAGCAUUGUUGGAGAAAUAUGAAUCAGAUGCAGAAGAAAAAGUGUUUUCGUUUGUCUCAAAAUCACUAUAAGUUGAUGUGAAAUAUCAUUCAAUAGAUGUUUGAGAUCUCAUUUUGAACUCGAAGCUUACAAACCACUUCACCUCGCAUGAAAUAGAUAGUCACAUUAUGAAAUGGCAUACACCGAUGGUCUUUAUCAAGUUGUGACAUUCUUUUGAUCUCUAUUUGAUGAAUGACACUCAGAUGAACUUGAAACUUGGCUGAAUGUUAGAUACUCUUAUCACAUCAUGUAGAUCUACUAUAGCUCAGGUGACAGCCACGAUUCUGUGUAUACUGGUUUGGUAGUUUGAGGGGAUGCACACCAUAUCACCAUAGGAGCACCUGUUUCACACCACCUGGGCCCAGUUGCUCAAUCAGUCAUAAGAAACAGACCUCAGCAUUGGCUCACCUGAGCGUCGUCUCCUUCAGUAAGUUUCACUUACAAGAGUCUUGUCGGAACCAUUCACCAACUUCUACUGUGCAGAUUGAGCCACCGGGUCCGGACAGUUAGCUGUGAGGAGUUUUCAGUGGGUGUAUAUUUGUAUAGUUUGUUUUCAGUGUUCGAAUAAAUAUUCAAAAAAAUAUAA